Molecule: messenger RNA, 2238 nt
Organism: Colletotrichum destructivum
Lineage: Eukaryota; Fungi; Ascomycota; Sordariomycetes; Glomerellales; Glomerellaceae
Product: Putative major facilitator superfamily, MFS transporter superfamily
Exons: 5
Coding region: 219-1601 (460 amino acids)
Biological process (GO): transmembrane transport
Cellular component (GO): membrane
Molecular function (GO): transmembrane transporter activity
Source: RefSeq, a predicted model, not a curated record
ACAAUAGAUUGAUAGAGCAGGGACCGUUUGAAAGUCACUUGUCAACGGAAGGGCGCCAGUGGAUCCGUCAGUGACACGCUUAUACUCAAACCCAUCCUCCUCGAAUCUACGCGCGUGUUCAAAAACGGUCAGGAAACACACUUGCUGCUGAUUACGCACGCAGGUAUACAAAUCCUUACAUUGAGAAGACGUGCAUCAAGUCGCCAUCUCCCCCAGUCAUGGCCACAAUCACGACAACGGCUUCCGCCACCCCCACGGCCUCGGCCUCAACGUCCGCCAUCGAGCUCCGCCCCCUCCCCCUCCAAAUCUCUCACAAACCGUACCCCGUCCCGCCAACCCAGCCGGCCGAAGACAGCAGCGACCCGAUCCUCCGCGCUUCGCGCGAAGCCGACUCGGCCGUGCCCGAGGGCGGCUACGGCUGGGUCGUCGUCACGGGCUGCUUCGUCAUCGCCUGGUGGAUUAUCGGCACCCCUUACUCGUGGGGCGUCAUCCAGAGCGCUCUCAUCGACGACGGCCUCGCCACCCCUGCCGUGCUCUCCUUCGUCGGCUCCCUCGCCACCGCCCUCAUCUCGGCUCUGGCCAUCUUCAACUCGCGCGUCAUGAGACGCAUCGGCCCGCGCAGGACAGGGCUUCUGGGAAUCGCAUUGCUGGGCUUGAGCGAACUACUCAGCAGCUUCGCCGUGAGGAACGUCGGCGCCAUGUUUGCCACGAGCGGCGUCAUGAUGGGCCUGGGGAUUGGCUUGUGCUUCUCGAUCGUCUCUGUGAUUCCAGCACAGUACUUCAGCCGCAAGCGAGGUCUGGCCAACGGCAUCGUGUUCGCCGGUGGUGGCCUGGGCGGCGCCGUCAACAGCUUCGCCUUGGAUGCCCUGCUCAGCCGCGUCGGCUCGGCGUGGGCCUACCGCGUUUUGGCCCUCGUCACCCUGGCCACGGGUCUACCCGCCGCAUGGCUUAUCAAAGAGCGCGUUCCUAUUCGGGGCUCCGGCUUCGUUGAGUGGCGCCUCUUCAAGUCCUUCACAUUCCUAGUCGUCUUCCUGGCCGGCGCAGUCGGCACGUUUCCGCUCUUCGUCCCGCCCUUCUUCCUUCCCCUGUACUCCAAAUCCAUUGGCCUCUCCUCCUCGACGGGCGCGGGCCUUGUCGCAGGCUUCAACUUCUCCUCGGCUAUCGGCCGCAUCUGCUGCGGCGCGCUCUGUGACAAGCUGGGCGCGCUCAACGUGCUUUGCGCCUCGCUGACGCUGUCGGCCGUCAGCAUGCUGGCCAUCUGGCCCGUGUCGACGACGCUGGGGCCCAUGAUCGUCUUCGUUAUUGUCAACGGCAUCUCCAAUGGCGGUUUCUUCUCGACCAUGCCCACCGUCGUCGGAAACGUGUUUGGGUCUGCGAGGGUGUCCGUCGCGAUGAGCAUGAUCGUGACGGGCUGGGCCGGGGGUUAUCUCAUGGGCGCCCCCAUUGCUGGCUAUCUUCUCGAGGCAUACGGAGGCGCGGAAAACGGCCUGCAGGCGUACCGCCCUGCAAUGUUCUACGCCGGUUCGUUAUCACUGGCAGCAGCAGGCCUUGUCGCACUGGUUAGGUUCCGGAUAAACCACAGCAUUCUAGCGAGGGUUUAAGACCUGAGACUCGCGCGGCAAUGGCGCAAAGCGUAGAGUAAGUGGUCGAGCAUGAGACAGUUGGUUAAAAGCGUCUAUACACUUCUCCAAGCUGCCAUGAUCCUGCCGCUAUUUGCAAACAUUCAAUCCACGCCCAACCUCUCCUUCUCCCUAUCCCUAUCUUCAGUCCCACCUCUAGUUCUGCCUGUGAUCCCAUCCCAAGCCAAUGACCAUGCUCUAUAAGAGCUCUUCCCCUCCCCCGAUGUUUUAGGAGAUGGUGGCAGCACACUGGGAGAUGAGGUAAAGGGAAAAGACAGAGCCCCGCUAGGUAUAUUUAAGAGGUAAUCUCUGGGAGCUGGUGCUCAGCCAUGCAAGACAUUGAAAGAAAAGAAAAGCCGGAUGAAUUGUAUAUAUUAACACCGUAGACCGGCCGGCGGGGUCGCAAGGCAAAGGGAAAGCCCGACCGCAAUGUAACGGCAAUUCAAGUUUAGAGACUUGCUUAAAGCUGUUUGUCUAUCAUCCUUCUCAGAUUCACGAUCUCCUGCCAGCCUGCCAGCAAGCAUCCGUGAACUUUUGCGGCACGUUGGCCCCCCGUUCGGUAAGCUUGCUUACCCCCGCAGAAUCCAUCACCAUGCAGAGGCAUCAUGUCUCAUGCAAU